This is a messenger RNA of Nothoprocta perdicaria, 2545 nucleotides long. RefSeq names its product E74 like ETS transcription factor 2 (gene ELF2). Gene Ontology annotation, biological process: cell differentiation; regulation of transcription by RNA polymerase II. The transcript has 9 exons. The record is from RefSeq and is a predicted model, not a curated record. Gene Ontology annotation, molecular function: DNA-binding transcription factor activity, RNA polymerase II-specific; sequence-specific DNA binding. Gene Ontology annotation, cellular component: nucleus. The coding region runs from base 1 to 1965 and encodes 654 amino acids. Lineage: Eukaryota; Metazoa; Chordata; Aves; Tinamiformes; Tinamidae.
AUGGAUGUUAAGGACCAACAAUUGACGGUGAGAAGUGGGAAGAGCUGUGCUGAGAAGUGGAUUGUGAAUUUGAGCCUUAACUUCAGACUGUCCCUACUGCAGCAUCCCAUCUUUGGGAUAGCGGCUCCUGGCCCCUUCAGGGAAUGCACUGUGACCUCAGCGAUGGUUGACACCGGCGGCCCUGGCUUGGAGUUCGACAACAAUGGAAUUAAAAAUCAGGAGGAAAAUGAGCCAGUCUCUGAAUUCCCAGCAGUGAUUGUGGAGCCAGUUCCUAGUGCCAGACUAGAACAGGGUUACGCUGCUCAGGUCCUGGUUUAUGAUGACGAGACUUACCUGAUGCAAGAUGUAGCAGAGGAGCAAGAAAUUGAGACUGAAACUGUGGAAACAGUGGAAGCCUCGGUCCACGGCAGCAAUGUGCACUACGUGGACAAGACCAUCGAAGCGGCGGAGGCCCUGCUGCACAUGGAGUCUCCGACCUGCCUGAGGGAUGCCCGCAGUCCCGUGGAAGUUUUUGUCCCUCCUUGUGUGUCAAACCCAGAAUUUAUCCAUGCUGCCAUGAGACCUGAUGUGAUCACAGAGACUGUGGUGGAGGUUUCUACGGAGGAGUCGGAACCGAUGGAUGCAUCUCCUGUUCCAACAUCCCCUGAUAUCCAUGAGCCAAUGAAAAAGAAAAAAGCUGGCCGUAAACCAAAGACCCAACAAUCAGCUCUUUCCGAUGGGUCUCCGGAUCUAGGUAUAAAGAAGAAACCCAGAGAAGGCAAAGGAAAUACAACGUACUUAUGGGAAUUUCUUCUGGACCUUCUCCAGGACAAAAAUACUUGUCCUCGAUAUAUUAAAUGGACUCAGCGAGAGAAGGGCAUCUUUAAGCUUGUGGACUCAAAAGCUGUCUCCAAACUAUGGGGAAAACACAAAAACAAACCUGACAUGAACUAUGAGACUAUGGGAAGAGCCCUGAGAUACUACUAUCAAAGAGGAAUCCUUGCGAAAGUUGAGGGACAGAGGCUUGUGUAUCAGUUUAAGGAGAUGCCGAAAAACAUAGUUGUCAUCGAUGACGACAAAAGCGAAUCGUGCAAUGAAGAUCUGUCGAUGCCUGCGGACGAAAAGUCAUUGGAGAGAGUGUCGUUAUCUGCAGAAAACCUUUUAAAAGCUGCAGCCUCUGCGCGUGGAGGAAAAAAUUCCUCUCAGUUGAGCUGCCCCAGAACAGAAAAGACGGUCGCCAGAGUUGUGAACAUUGCCUCACCGGUGCACGAUACUUCAUCAUCAUCAUCAUCGUUAUCGUCUCGCCCCUCAACCACCACUACCACUGUCCCAGCAACGACAGCUCCCAGGACUGUACGUGUGGCAAUGCAAGUGCCUGUCGUAAUGACCUCUCUAGGACAGAAAAUUUCCACGGUGGCAGUACAGUCGGUGACCACAGGGUCACCAUUGCUAACCAACACCAGCCCGAGCACGGCGACAACUCCCAAGGUUGUAAUCCAGACAAUCCCUACCGUGAUGCCAUCCUCUGCCGAGAACGGAGACAAAAUCACCAUGCAGCCUGCCAAAAUCAUCACCAUCCCCGCCACGCAGCUCACGCAGUGCCAGCUGCAGGCCAAGACGGGCCUGGCUGGCUCGGGGAGCAUUAACAUCGUGGGGGCGCCCCUGGCAGUCAGAGCACUGACCCCCGUGUCGCUGGCCCACGGGGCGCCCGUGAUGAGACUCUCGGUGCCCGCGCAGCAGGCGGCCGGCCAGACUCCUCCCCGGGUUAUCAGCGCCCUUAUCAAAAGCCCUGAGGCUCCAUCAGACACGGCAGCCGUGAAGCAGGAGCGCGAGGUGAAGGCGCUGCAGCUCGCAAAGGAGGAGAAGGCCGCCCCACAGGAGGGGGGCAAGACUGUGACCCACGUUGUGGUCGUUAGCACCCAGCCCUCGGCCAUCGCCCUUCCCGUGGCUGUGAAAACAGAAGGAAUCGUAGCGGGCGAGAAGUGAGGAGCAGGGCGCUCCCCGCGUGGACUUGUGGGCUCCCCGGGCCCGGAGUAUACUGACAUAAUUCGGGAGGGGACGGGAGGGGAGGGAAGGGUUGUGAUCACCAAGUCAAAAAGGAGAGCUUUGAAAUGUUAAUAAACACGCAUAUGUUGAAGACUUACUGGAAAAAAAGAUUAUUUUCCCCUGUUUGGGUGAGAUUGAACCACAUUGAUAUGCUGACAGAAACUGCCUCUUCCAGUUGGGAAACAGCUAACCUGUGGAGAAGGAAAGGUAGAGGGACCGAGAGGGACCAAGCAGUUCACUACAGCAAGUUACACUAAGAUCUGGAACACUAAGGGGCUGUGUGAGAUCCUUUGCCUUGGUUUGAUUUGCAGGGAGGGAGGAAGGUCUCGUUGUGACAAACGGCAAAUUUGGUGCAUUUUAUGUGCAUACCAGCAAUUACUACUGUGUGCCCACAGUACUCAACUGGUGCUAUGUGAAAAACUCUUGCUACUAGGUAUUCUAGAAUGUGAAAUUAAGGAGAAGAUUAAAGAGCUUCUAAAAGAAGACAGAGAGACCUAGAGGGAUUUCUUUUUUUUUUCUU